AUGACGGAGAACAAGUGUCCAGUCCACCGCGUUGGCAACGUUGGCGGCGGCGGUACCAGGAACCAAGACUGGUGGCCCGAAGCCCUCAGGCUCAACAUUCUGCGACAGCACACCAAUGUCACGAACCCUCUUGGAGAGCACUUUGACUAUGCCGAAGCCUUCAAGUCAAUCGACUAUGAGGCGCUCAAGAAAGACAUUGCUGCCGUCAUGACCGACUCCAAGGAGUGGUGGCCGGCCGACUUUGGCCAUUAUGGCGGUCUUUUCAUUCGCAUGGCCUGGCAUUCUGCAGGUACCUAUCGGGUUCAAGAUGGCCGAGGCGGUGGCGCCCAGGGACAACAACGGUUUGCUCCUCUCAACAGUUGGCCUGAUAAUGUCAGCCUCGACAAGGCACGUCGUCUGCUGUGGCCGGUCAAGCAAAAGUACGGCAGCAAGAUCUCUUGGGCCGACUUGAUGGUCUUGACUGGCAACGUCGCUCUCGAGACGAUGGGCUUCAAAACCUUUGGCUUCGCUGGUGGCCGCGCAGACACGUGGGAAGCGGACGAGUCCACCUACUGGGGCAAUGAGAUGACUUGGCUCGGAAACGAGGCCCGAUACUCGCACGGCCACGAGGGCGUCAAGGGCUCUGGCGUCGUCGAUGCCGAUGAGCCGAUGACGGGCGAUGGCCACUCUCGCGACCUGGAGAAUCCUCUAGCUGCUGCCCACAUGGGUCUGAUCUAUGUCAACCCCGAGGGUCCUGACGGGAAUCCCGACCCUGUGGCCGCCGCCAAGGACAUUCGGGUCACCUUCAGCCGCAUGGCCAUGGACGAUGAGGAAACCGUUGCCCUUAUUGCCGGUGGCCACUCGUUUGGCAAGACCCACGGCGCGGCCCCGUCCGACAAUGUCGGUCCGGAGCCCGAGGGCGCUGAUAUUGCCCAGCAAGGCCUUGGCUGGAAGAACAAGCACGGGAGUGGUGUCGGCCCAGACACCAUCACUAGCGGUCUUGAGGUGACCUGGACCAAGACCCCGACCAAGUGGAGCAACAACUUCUUCGAGUAUCUGUUCAAGUUCGACUGGGAGCUUACCAAGAGCCCUGCUGGCGCAAACCAAUGGGUGGCCAAGAAUGCCGAGCCAAUCAUCCCCGAUGCUUACGACCCGAACAAGAAGCAGCUGCCGACCAUGUUGACCACGGAUCUUUCCCUGCGUUUCGACCCUGUCUACGAGAAGAUUUCUCGUCGCUUCUUGGAGAACCCGGAUCAGUUUGCCGACGCGUUUUCCCGUGCUUGGUUCAAACUCACCCACCGUGACAUGGGCCCGCGUGCUCGAUACAUCGGCCCCGAAGUCCCCAAGGAGACCCUGAUCUGGCAGGACCCUAUCCCCGAGCUUAACCACCCGGUUAUUGACCAGAACGACAUUGCUCACCUCAAGAGCGAGAUUCUUGCUUCUGGUAUCGAUACCGGGAAGCUCGUUGCGACUGCCUGGGCCUCCGCUUCAUCUUUCCGGGGCAGCGACAAGCGCGGCGGUGCCAAUGGCGCCCGAAUUCGGCUGGAGCCCAUGAAAAACUGGGAAGUCAACAACCCCAAGCAGCUUAGCCAGGUCCUCCAGACCUUGGAGGGCAUUCAGCAGAAGUUCCAGAGUUCCGGCAAGAAGGUGUCGCUGGCCGACUUGAUCGUGCUUGCUGGCUCUGCAGCUGUCGAGAAGGCAGCCAAGGACGCCGGAAUCAACGCGGAGGUUCCGUUUACUCCCGGCCGUAUGGAUGCGUCGCAAGAGCAGACCGAUAUUGAGUCGGUCUCGCAUCUGGAGCCCAUGGCCGAUGGUUUCAGGAACUAUGGCAAGUCCACGCCGCGCGUCAAGCUCGAGCAUUUCCUGGUUGAUCGGGCUCAGCUUCUGAACCUUUCUGCGCCGGAAAUGACAGUCUUGGUUGGUGGUCUGCGCGCCCUCAACACCAACUGGGAUGGUUCAUCUCGUGGUGUCUUCACUAAGCGUCCUGGUACUCUGACCAACGACUUCUUCGUCAACCUUCUUGACAUGGAUACAGUCUGGCAGGCCGCAGACAGCACUGGCGAUGUUUUCAAGGGUACCGAUCGUAAGACUGGUGCUGAGAAAUGGACUGCCACUCGUGUGGACCUGAUUUUCGGUUCACAAGCUGAGCUGCGUGCUGUUGCUGAGGUUUAUGCCAGCUCCGACAGUCCUGCCAAAUUUGUCCGGGACUUCAUUGCGGCUUGGACCAAGGUCAUGAACGCGGACAGGUUUGACUUGAAGGGCAAGACCAGCCACCAGGCCCGCCUUUGA
Molecule: messenger RNA, 2268 nt
Organism: Thyridium curvatum
Lineage: Eukaryota; Fungi; Ascomycota; Sordariomycetes; Thyridiales; Thyridiaceae
Exons: 3
Coding region: 1-2268 (755 amino acids)
Biological process (GO): cellular response to hydrogen peroxide; hydrogen peroxide catabolic process
Cellular component (GO): cytosol
Molecular function (GO): catalase activity; heme binding
Source: RefSeq, a predicted model, not a curated record